CAAAUAAUGAUACCAUAGAUAUUACACCAACUUGUAUUAUAUCAGGAAAUCUUAUUAAAACAUAUUUUGGCACUGAUUAUCUUGCUGACAUUCAUACUUCAUUAAAUAAUGCUGAUCAUCUUCAAUACUAUAUUGAUAAAAUCCAAAAAGAAAUUCAUCCUCAGGG
Funneliformis geosporum is the source of this 166-nucleotide messenger RNA. The record is from the annotation of a GenBank genome assembly. NCBI's taxonomy places the organism in Eukaryota, Fungi, Glomeromycota, Glomeromycetes, Glomerales, Glomeraceae.